This is a messenger RNA of Cadophora gregata, 5836 nucleotides long. RefSeq lists its product as uncharacterized. NCBI's taxonomy places the organism in Eukaryota, Fungi, Ascomycota, Leotiomycetes, Helotiales, Ploettnerulaceae. Gene Ontology annotation, cellular component: membrane. The transcript is spliced from 16 exons. Gene Ontology annotation, molecular function: ABC-type transporter activity; ATP hydrolysis activity; ATP binding. Gene Ontology annotation, biological process: transmembrane transport. The coding region runs from base 1774 to 5238 and encodes 1154 amino acids. The record is from RefSeq and is a predicted model, not a curated record.
GUCUGGUCUGAUGUGGUCUGGCUCAAUCCACCUCACCUCAACUCAACAACCAACCUCUCCUCUUCUCUCCUCUCCUCUCCUCUCCUCUCCUCUCCUCUCCUCUCCUCUCCUCUCCUCUCCUCUCCUCUCCUCUCUCCUCAUCGGCAUCGGUAUCGGCAUCGUGAGCCCAACACCACACACAUUGUGAUGAAGCCACCAUACGAGCAAGCUUCCUUUCGCACCCUGAGUCGUACAAAGUCCAUGUCCUGUCAGAAAGCCCCACUGGCUUUUUUUUUGGUCGAUAUAUGCACAGAUGUGCUUUCCGACCCAUGAGGUCCAUGGGUCUGCCCUGCCUCUGUGACUCUGGCAAGCCGUGGCUGCUGAUUUUCAUGACUAUCUCCCUGUUCCCCGGACUGACCGCCAUCACACUGUUACUUUCUUAAACAAGCGCGAUAGUAAAGGUCGAGCGCCAGCCGAAAAGAGACAUUGGCAUCUCCAUAUUUUCCAUAUUCCUUUUGAUAUCGGUCCUAGCUUUCCUUGCCUACCGCCGUUUCUCCACCAUCAUGCCGCCAGUAGUCGAUGUGCGUUUGAUAGUAAGUACCACCAUUAACCAGCACAGCUGCAGGAACCAGAUGUGAUGUGAUUCGGCCAUGGCUUUGUUCACAAUUCACAGACUGGAGCCGUUGUUGCCAUGGCUCACUCUAGGGGCAAGAAGAAAAGCACACAAAGGUCGAGGGAUGCCCCCCCACCACACCUCAUAGUGAUGCUGAGCAUGAAGCUGUUGCCGUUCUGUUCCACCAAAAAGCACCUUCGAACGUGAUUGUGCAACACGUCAUAACAGAAAUUCUUCCAGCUUACGGUAACAAAGGCAGCUGAUAGGUGUCGGGACGAGCAUUGGAGCGAGCGGCCAAUUGAGCUGAGAGUUGUAAGCAGAAUUCCAAGCAUUUCAAAGCAGACACAUCUCACUUAGACAUUGUGAGAGAAGAACAGACCAAAAAAUCUUUCUCUCAGAGUCAGACGUACAUCUUGUCGGAAGGCUGCACUUCCACCUUUGCUAGGACACUGCGCUUGCUUCGUAUUGGACGAAACGCCGAGACGGACCAGUGGACCCCACGGAUAUCCAACCACCUACAAUAAACACGGCGCCAUAUUAUCCAGUCAGGAUCAUUCGAACAUUUCAGGCGAUAAUCUCAGACCACGCCCUAGAAAUAUAAAUACCCCACGUCUCUCACUUUCGUACACCUCACCUCAAUUGAAUUCAACUCAAUUCAAUUCACCAUACAGUAUUCUUUUGGGAUUUUGCGUCGCUGGCCUUGCCUUCCAUUGCUCUGCGUUGUUCUGUCCUGCCCCUCCUGUCCUGGCUCCUUGCUGUGUUGUGUCCUUGACGGCAUCAGCCUCUCCUUCUCUGCCUACCUACGUACCCUACAAGUGAUUCAGGUGGUCUGGCCUGGCCGCGAGGUCGUGGUCGUCUUUUGUCGGCCGCCUCUCCACCUAUAGGUACACCUUUGUCGCAUAGUCGUACCUUCCACCUCAAAUACAGACACUACGUGCCUAUUCUAGGCAGGUCCCUACCUAGCUAGUCCCGUGGGAGAAAACUUCCACAGUCAGCCUCAACCCUCUCGACUUCUUCGCCUCUCAACUUUGCUGUCUGUCAAUCUUGGAACCGCCUCCUCGAUCUCAAUCUCAAUCCCAACUUCACCUCGGUCCUCGAUAGACCCGCUGACCGUCGUUACUGUGACAGCUGCGCCUAGCUCGCCUUAGCUCUAGAUCCGGUUGCCUCUGGGGACCUCAGCCAUGAUCACAGCAAUGGCUCCAACAGCUCCGGAUCAGCUCUGGACCGCCGUCCGAGCCAUUCAUUAUGGCUUCCCUGCCUUGGUAUCGUUGUACUUCCUCGUCACGCUCGCCGCUACUGUCUGCACACUACAAACACGCCAACUCCGGGUCCAAGAUCAGCCUGUUCGCCGCGAUGUUAUGCUUGGACUCAUAUUCGCAGUCGCCUUGACUUACUUACUAGAGACAUUCACUACUGUUCUCGAAGCAUUCUUCACUGGUAACUAUCCAGCACAAGAUCUGGUUAUUUACCUCAUCGCUUCGACCAUUUUCUUCGGCGUUCAGUGUCUUGCCUUGACUGAUAGCAAGUUUCCGGUGUGGUAUCCAUAUUUCGGAACGUGGUUCAUCGGCAUCGCCGUGGAACUUGUUCUGCUUGUUGUCCCCAAUGUUUUUGAUCCCCCAAAACACCCUUUCGAUUUUGCCAUUCUGGUGAUCCAAAUCUUCAGAACCAGCUUCUUCAUCAUCCUGCCGUCGCUAUAUUUUGGCUUGCGCAACGAUAACAAGCUCUACGAAGACAGCGACGUCGAGCGUCAAGCCCUUCUGAAGAAGAAACUGGGCCAGAAGCCAUCCAGCGAAGCAUCUACCUUGAAUGAAAAUGGUUACGGCACGACUACGGAUAACUCGCAGGAUUCCGACACUGCCGACAAUGCCAGUGAUACUUCCGGAGACUCGUACCUUGCUGAGCAACGAAAGAUGCAAGCAAGAAUCGAUAAGCGCUUGGAGCAAGAUGGCAACUGGUUCGCAUAUGCCAAGGGGUUCACGAUCUUCUUUCCCUACGUCUGGCCUUACCACAACAGAUUUCUACAGUUCAGAGCCGUGCUUGUUGGAUUUUGUCUCUUAGCAACCAAUGCUCUGAACGUAUUGGUUCCCAAUCAGAUGGGUGUCAUGAUCGACAGCUUGACGAGUUAUCACAAUGGAGAUAAAUCAUCUAGCAUAUGGCUUCCGAUCGCCAUCUAUGCUGCGCUCCGAUUCGUCAGCGGUGGUGCCGGAAUUGGUUGGCUCAAGACGUGGCUCUGGAUGCCGCUCGAGCAGUAUUCAUACAAUGCUUUGAGUACUGCAGCGCAUGCACAUUUGAUGAGUCUCUCGUCUGAUUUCCACGAGAACAAGAACAGCUCCGACCUGACCCAAGCUGUUCAUGGAGGCAGAACGGUUACGGACUUACUUGAUAUUGUAUGCUUCCAAGUCGUCCCGAUGUUCAUUGAUCUUGCCAUCGCCUUUGCAUACCUCUGGUCAUUGUUCGGUGCAUAUAUGGGUCUCAUUAUGGUGUCAACUGUCGUGUCUUAUCUCUACAUCACUACGAAGUUGUAUUCCCGGAGAGCUGGGAUCCGCCGCGAUUUCAUCACGAUUUUCAGGCGGGAAUGGACGUUAGGGCAACAGUCACUUGAUGGCUGGAGUACUGCGAGUCUUUUCAACAUGAUCCCAUAUGAACAAGAGAGAUAUUCUGGAGCUGUAAAGGAUCACAUGAAGUCAAAAGGAGCUUACGAAAUGUCUUCGCAAGCCAUCAUUGCCACACAGGCCUUGAUUCUUACCCUCGGAUUGCUGGGAGCUCUCGGGCUUGGGGUUUAUCAAGUCGCUUAUGAAGGGCAGUCAGUCGGAAAAUUUACAACGCUAUUGGUCUAUUGGGGCCAACUACAAAGUCCUCUGACCUUCUUUAGUACUAUGUAUAAGCAGAUUUCUUACAGCUUGAUGGACGCUGAGCAGUUACUGGAGCUCUUCCGAACCAAACCAUCAAUAGUGGACGCGCCAGAUGCAAAGCCACUGAAGCUUGGAGACGGGGUCGUGAAGUUCAACAAUGUCUCGUUUGCUUACGAUCAGCGCAAGCCUACUUUGGCCAAUGUCAGUUUCAAUGUACCUUCUGGAAAGACGGUUGCUCUGGUUGGUGAGACUGGCGGUGGAAAGUCUACGAUCCUAAAACUCAUCGACCGUUUCUACGAAGUUACCUCUGGAUCUAUCUCCAUUGAUGACCAAGAUAUUCGCCAGGUCACACUAGACAGUCUGCGAGAAAGAAUCGGUGUUGUACCUCAAGAGCCAAUGCUCUUCAAUGACACGAUCAUGAAUAAUAUUCGAUACGCAAGAUUGUCUGCCUCGGAUCAGGAAGUUCAUGAAGCUUGUAGAGCUGCUGUAAUUCACGACAAAAUCGAGUCAUUCCCUGAUGGUUACAAUUCCAAGGUCGGUGACCGCGGCGUCAAGUUGUCUGGAGGCGAAAAACAACGUGUUGCUAUUGCUCGAGCCAUCCUCAAGCGUCCUGAUAUAAUUUUGCUUGACGAAGCGACCAGUGCUGUUGAUACGGAAACAGAGCAAUUGAUCCAGGAGGGCUUCAAGACUCUUUGUCAAGGCCGGACUACAAUCGUCGUUGCCCAUCGUUUGUCAACCAUCAUGAAGGCUGAUCACAUUGUGGUCGUUAUGAACGGCAAGGUUGUCGAGCAAGGAUCUCAUGACGAACUCAUUCAUACGAAUGGCAAAUAUCAUGACCUGUGGUCAAAGCAAAUCUUUGUCAAGCCCAUCAAAAAGAGCCGUUCAAGAUCGCGAAGCCCUCAGAAGCGUGAUGCGAGCAUCAUCAAUGAUCUGACACCAAGCAGGCAGAGGGUCGAACUCGUGAAGGCCAUGAAGACAACUCGUCACGAAGAACCGAAGAAGGAUGAGGUGAAGCCAUCGGUUGACGGAGACAAGCCGGACACCGAGACGAAGAUCGAGAAGAAGAUUGAGGAGAUUGGCCACAAACGUGAGGGUUCGAAGUUGAAGCCAGAUGCGCCGGAAUUUGUUCCCGGUCAAUCCGUAUCAUUGUCACUGCCAACGACUCCCAUUUCUAAGGCAGAGGCGAAGGAAGCUGUCAAGGCACAAAAAAAGCAGGAGAAAGAAGAGAGAAAGAUUGCAAGUUUGACGAAGAAAGCUGAGAAGAAGGCCGCCAAGGCUGCCGAUAGACAUGGAAUGGAUGGGAAUGCUUCCAUUGCGGACGAAUCCCAAUCUGCCGGUAUCUCAAAUGAUAUCGCAGAAGGUGAAAUAUCCCGAGUUGACAAACCCGGAGCAAAGCGCACCCGCUCCUCUAUUCGUCGGCACCAAACCAAGAGCGAACCAGCAAAUCGUCCAAAUGAUUCUCUCGAUGGUCAGCAGGAUUUGGACAUGACUCCUGUCAGUUCAGGUGAAGGACAGCCAUUGUUGCCAAAUGCAGCAGCGCAACGCCGUCGAGUUUCAGCCCCGAGUGAUCCCCCUGCGCAGCAGGAGACUCGCAACACUCGACACCGUCGCAAUCGGCAUUGGAGAUUGAAGAAUCGCAAUGCUGAGAAACUUGGUGCCGGGAGCGGAUCAACGGCCUCCUCUUCAGGAACGUCAAUGGAUGAUAUUCCCGGUCCUCCACCUCCUCUUCCUUCUCCUGCUGCUGGUAUUCCUCAGAAAAGCAGUGCUCCAAAAGUGAGCUUUGCGAUGCCAUAACUGGGAUACCACCCUUUCCAGCGCCGUUGGUUCUUUCACUUCACGGGUUAUCACUUUCGAAAUGUAGCGUUUACGAGUUAUCCUCCCAACGUCGCCAGUGCGUACAUCAAUCGCAAUUCUCUGCAUCAGUUUUAUACCUUCAUCUUCUACAUAGUCAGCCUUGGUCCCAUCCAUCCGUCUGGGAGUGGCUUGUUCUGAUUUGAGUGCCAUCGCGCAAAAUCACCGGGAGGGAAUUAUGUGACUUAGAACCAGUUAUAGACUUCAGCAGGAGGUUAUGGAGGUAAAAUUAUUGGCAUGUUAACAUGAAUUCAGUGGCAGGCAAAACUGGGGAUUUGGGUUUCGACUUGUUUAGGGUCGGUAUCAGAUAUUUGGUAUUCCUCUCACGGGGACAUAAUCAGUAUUGAAGUUACCUUAGGUAGUCGGCGAAAUUCGUGUUUGUAUCUUAUUUGUAGCAAUUCCACCGCAGUGGAACCCAUGGAGUGAUUUGGGCAGACGUGGGUGACUACAGUGAACCUCCCCUUGUUGUUUCGUGAUAGCCUACCUAUAUACCUUAAAGGAGAAGCCGGAUCUGGUCCCACCGUGGGGACGGUCUCUUUGG